This is a messenger RNA of Rhizophagus irregularis DAOM 181602=DAOM 197198, 1009 nucleotides long. RefSeq lists its product as uncharacterized. The record is from RefSeq and is a predicted model, not a curated record. Lineage: Eukaryota; Fungi; Glomeromycota; Glomeromycetes; Glomerales; Glomeraceae.
UUUUUUUUAAUUGAAUUCUUUCAAAUAUUUGAAAGAAUUUAAAAACGAAAGACCAAAACAAAAGUUUUAACAUUCUUGAAAAAAAAAACCUUUUUUUUCAAACAAAACGAACAAAAAAAAAAAUUAAUUUUUUGUUCAAACUCGAAAUUCAACGCUUUCUCGGAAAAACAAAUUCGGAAAAUCAAAUAAAUUAAAUCAAAUUUAUUUUUUAAAGCUUUUCAAUUUUCUCCGACUUUAUAAAAAUGCCUUCAGCUAGUAACAACAACAUCCCUACCAGUUUACCAAAGACAAUGAGAGAAUACGAAGUUCUCGUUAUUCCUUCAUCUCCAACCAGUCCAACUGGACAAUAUCAUCAACCUCAACCUCAACAACCCAUGCUUAGAACUAAAAGGAUCAAUUGUAACCAGACUAAUGGUACCAUCUUUUGGAUUCCUGAUGGAUACAGACCUGUAUUAGUACGUACCUCUGAUUUACCUUUACUUGUAGGUGCUGAGUAUAAUUUACCAUCACCAAGUAAUUCUACUGGUUAUACGAGUUCGGAUGAUUCCAAUUAUUAAAAAAAAAAAAUCAUAUUCUCAGAAAAAAAAAAAUUUAUUUCAAAAUUUUGUUUAAAAAAAGUAUUUACAAUUUUUUUUUUUUGAGAUUUCUUUGAUAGAUAUUUAAAAAAAAAAAACCUUUCUUUUAUAAAAACCUUCAUAACAAACAUUAAUUCCGUAUAUUUAGUAUAUAAUUGUUUUUUUUUUCUCAAAUCAAAAGACGUUGCUUUCAAUAUUACAAUAUUCCUUGAUUAUAUAUCAAAUAUCAAAGAAUCACAGUUAUAUCUAAACAUAAAUAUAUAUAUAUAUCUUUUUUAUCAAUUCUUUCCGUUUCAAUUUAUAGAAUUUGUAGAUAUUGUUUAUUUUUAUUCCCCCCUUUUUUCUUUUUUAAAAAAACACAAAAAUUUCUUUAUAUUGUAAAUCUUUUUUUUUUUAAAGAAAAAAAUUCUAAAAUAACAAAAAAAAAAAAAAAA